Fulvia fulva is the source of this 333-nucleotide messenger RNA. RefSeq lists its product as uncharacterized. The transcript has 2 exons. The record is from RefSeq and is a predicted model, not a curated record. The coding region runs from base 1 to 333 and encodes 110 amino acids. NCBI's taxonomy places the organism in Eukaryota, Fungi, Ascomycota, Dothideomycetes, Mycosphaerellales, Mycosphaerellaceae.
AUGAGAACUUCUCUUCCCGCAUACAUUGCGGUCUUCUUUUUUGCAUGUUUCGUUGUUGAUGAUGGCUUUUUGCGCGGUCGCGGAGGUUGCGAGUUCGACCCGCUGGAGGGUGAAAGGGGGCAUAUAGACAACGUCAAGUUUGCAAGCACUUGCGAUCAUGGUCGUCGUUGUCGCUGUCAUUUAUUCUCAUCGGCAUGCUAUACUCACAAGUCCCGCCAUCAACAUCCGCCUGCAUCGCUCAGCAUGUCUGACACCGCCACCCCACCAGCACCAACAUUUGCCAUCAACACUCUUCACAUCACCACACAACAAGCCACUGCAUUGUCCGGAUAG